AUGGCUAAAGCUAGAGAACACCAGGUUAAAGAAAAGAGGUCUGUCCCUGAGGAAAAUGAACUGUUUAGCGACAGCUCAUCGGACAAUGAGCUGGAGGGUUUCUCUGAUUCUGAAGAACAGAGGAAUAUUGAUUCAAACAGCGCUGAAAUUGAGAUAAAGAGCAAUGGUGGGGGACAUAUUUUAAAGAAACUUAAUCAAUCAAAACAAAAUAACAGCAAAAAAGCCAAGGCUGAAGAUAAGAAGAAUGCAGAGCUAUCCAGUAUAAUUUACAUUUCUAGGUUACCCAAAGGUUUCCACGAACGAGAACUAUCAAAAUACUUCUCCCAGUUUGGUGAUUUAAAACAGGUCCGUUUAGCCAGAAACAAAAAGACAGGUAACUCAAGGCAUUAUGGUUUCAUCGAAUUUGUCAAUAGAGAUGACGCUGUCGUAGCUCAAGAAACAAUGAACAACUACCUGCUUCUAGGCCAUUUACUGAAAGUAGUUAAUCUUCCAAAGGAUAAAAAGAUUGAAAAAUUAUUCAAGCAUAAGAAGAGAGUGUACAAGGAAAACCAAAUCAAGGACAUCAACAAUGUAAAGGAAAAGGCCAAAUCUAAGCACGAAAAAAGGCUAGAAAAAUUGCAAAAGGCUGGCAUUUCAUUCACAUGGUAA
Eremothecium cymbalariae DBVPG#7215 is the source of this 648-nucleotide messenger RNA. RefSeq names its product rRNA-binding ribosome biosynthesis protein NOP15 (gene NOP15). Gene Ontology annotation, biological process: maturation of LSU-rRNA from tricistronic rRNA transcript (SSU-rRNA, 5.8S rRNA, LSU-rRNA). Gene Ontology annotation, molecular function: RNA binding. Gene Ontology annotation, cellular component: nucleolus. Bases 1 to 648 code for a protein of 215 amino acids. Lineage: Eukaryota; Fungi; Ascomycota; Saccharomycetes; Saccharomycetales; Saccharomycetaceae. The record is from RefSeq and is a predicted model, not a curated record. The transcript has a single exon.